AUGGCUCAGGUCGGAGUCGCAAAUCUGUCGAGCAAUUGGAAGAGACUACAGCAGACACUCAAACCGAAACCCAAGUCCGAUGACUCGAGUCUGGGCGUGAAGCGCAAGAGGACAACCGAGUCGCAAGACGAAAAGCCAAAGAAGUUCCACAGCUCCUCGAAUGGAACAAAGAGACCAAGAACUGAGCUGAGCAAGCCAUCUUUUGCUCAGAGAAGAUCCAAGAUGGGCGUUUCUUCUUCAAAGUCAUCAGCUUCGACACCGAGAAGCGCAUCCAAUGCCGAACCUUCCACUAACCCUGAGGAUGUCGUUUCUACACGCACCUCUACCGACUCUCUGGUCAACCAAGGUCUUCACCCUACACACAAGCCCGGAAAGUUCCUAGCCAUCGAUUGUGAAAUGGUCGGCACUGGUCCUCUCGACGACAACGUCCUCGCGCGCGUGUCCAUCGUCAACUUCCACGGCGAACAGAUUUACGAUAGUUUUGUACAGCCUGUACCAGGCGUCGAAGUUACAGAUUACCGCACCUUUGUCAGUGGUAUUCGACCUCAUCACCUGAGACCAGACGUCGCUCGCCCAUUCUCCGAAGUACAGAAAGAGGUGGCCGCACUGCUGGAAGGGAAGAUCUUGAUUGGACACGCAGUCAAGAACGAUUUGGAUGUGCUGCUGCUCUCACACCCGAAAAGAGAUAUUCGUGAUACAUCCAGACACUCGACAUUCCGCAAGAUGUCAAUGGGUAGAGCACCCGCCCUGCGCAAGCUAGCUAAGGAGUACCUUGGUAUGGAAAUUCAAGCUGGAGAGCACAGUUCAGUUGAGGAUGCAAGAGCAACCAUGAUGUUGUUCAAGCUUGAAAAGGAGGCAUUUGAGAAGGAAGUCAAGCAAAAGUAUGGAGCCGCCAUUAGAAGGGAGGAGAAAUUGAAGCAGCAAGCGGAGGAAAAGAAGGCUAGGAAGGAAGAACAGAGGCUAGCAAAACAGAACGCAGAAGGUUCUGACUCGGAUGAGGAUGAGGACGGGUCUGACAAUGAAAGCGAGGAAGAGCUGGAUGACGAGGGCAACGUGAUUGCACCACCGACCGUCGUCAAGAAGAGCAAAAAGUCAAAGAAGAACAAGAAGCGCAAGAAGAGAACCAAGCGUGCUUGA
Aureobasidium melanogenum CBS 110374 is the source of this 1137-nucleotide messenger RNA. RefSeq lists its product as uncharacterized. Gene Ontology annotation, molecular function: nucleic acid binding; 3'-5' exonuclease activity. The transcript has a single exon. NCBI's taxonomy places the organism in Eukaryota, Fungi, Ascomycota, Dothideomycetes, Dothideales, Saccotheciaceae. Bases 1 to 1137 code for a protein of 378 amino acids. Gene Ontology annotation, biological process: rRNA processing; ribosomal large subunit assembly. The record is from RefSeq and is a predicted model, not a curated record. Gene Ontology annotation, cellular component: nucleus.